GUCAUAAAUUAAAAAAUUGUUGCAAUUAAUGGUUCUGACUCCUCGCGUACAAACAUGUUUCUAAAUGAAAAUGGUGGUUAUCACCAACAUGCAAUUGAUGGCGUCAUAAUUAACGAACAGAGAAUGAAAUCGUCAUGACCCCCAUAUGAUUCCACCGAUCUCCAUCGUUACAUUCAUAAAACCCUACAAUACCUUCCAUUGAUCCAGGAUUUAGUGAUUUUGUCGAGUAGAAGUAAUUUAGGUUAUUUCAUUCGGUUAGCAUGCUGCACGCACAGUCGACGAUUGAGGAGCAGUUGAUAUUGAGAGCAAUUAAGGAGGAAUGUUCUUGGGAGAGUCUCCCUAGACGUCUCCAGGCGAGUUUGAAUUCUAGGGAUGAAUGGCAUAAAAGGAUAACUGAACAUUGUAUAAAGAAAAGGCUUCAAUGGCGCACUUCUUUUGUGCGAAAAGUAUGCAGAGAAGGUGAAUAUUACGAGGACAUGAUGCGUUAUUUACGCAAAAACUUAGCUCUGUUUCCUUAUCAUCUUUCUGAGUAUGUUUGUCGUGUAAUGAGGGUCUCUCCAUUCAGAUACUAUUGCGAUAUGAUCUUUGAAGUCAUGAAAAAUGAACAGUCUUAUGAUCGAAUUCCAAAUUUUAGUGCGGCAGAUGCUUUGAGACUGACUGGGAUAGGCAGAAAUGAAUUUAUUGAUAUCAUGAACAGGUGCAGAUCUAAGAAAAUAAUGUGGAAGCUGAACAAGUCAAUAGCUAGAGAAUCAUUGCCUACACACCCAGUGGACAUCACAAUCGAACCUUGGUGGGGAGUUUGUCUUGUCAACUUUACAAUUGAAGAAUUUAAGAAGCUUUCAGAAGAAGAAAUCGCAACAAUUGAUAAAAUAUGCAAAGAGGAAACAAAUGCAUUCAUGCUCUUUGAUCCUGUCAUCAUCAAAGGUCUUUACCGAAGGGGACUAGUCUACCUUGAUGUCUGUGUUUAUGCUGAGGAUCGAUUUCAAGUAUGCAAGCUAGAAGGGUUUGUUUCAAACAGAGAGCAGUCAUAUGAAGAUCCAAUUGAGGAGUUGCUUUAUGCUGUUUUUGUGGUUUCAAGUGAGAGUUCAACUGUUGCUGAAUUGGCGACUACAUUACAGGUGGAACUGUCUCAACUUCAGGCUGCUGCUUCUUUUGCUUGUAGGUUGGCAUGGGCAGUUAAAAUAAUUGACCCUGGAUCGAUUCUUCAAGAUCCAAAUAGUCCCGGAUCUUCUAGAAAUGUUGUACUUGGUGAUGAAGAUGACUGUUCUCGUGCCAGUGUGGGAUCUGUAAACACAUCUGUUGAUGGCAGUGUUUUUCAACCUGAUGGGUCGGAUGCCCAUGGACCUACUUCUGGUUAUGCCCGUGUUGCUUUUGUUGUUGAUGCGGAAAUAACAUCAUAUCUUAUGAUGGGCUCUGUUUCACCAGGUUUAAAGUCGCAUGCAGUAACAUUAUACGAAGCAGGAAAACUGGGUCAUGCUAGCAUAGAAGAUCUCUGCAAAGAUCUUAGCUCGUUAGAAGGAGCCAAAUUCGAGGGAGUCCUUCAGGAAUUCGCCAACCAUGCAUUCAGCCUCCGAUCUGUUUUGGAAUGUUUAACAUCUGGAGGAAUGCCUCCCAGCAAAGGGAAAGCUUCCAUGGAUUCUUCAACCAACGAAGACUCUGCUUCUGUUUCUGGAGAUGCAGGUGUACCGGAUGAUUCCGAUUCCACUGUUACUGCAACUGAAGAUACUAAUGAUUCCGAUUCCACUGUCACUGCAACAGAUGACACUUGUGAAGGUGAGGGUUCCAAAUCGGAUCAUAAUUUUGAAGGAUCUGAUGCAGGAAAAGCAAUAACUAAAAAAAUAAGAAGAUAUCAUGUCGAUAUCAUGCGAUGUGAAAGCUUAGCUACUCUCGCACCAGCAACGCUAGACAGGUUAUUCCGUCGUGACUAUGAAAUCGUCGUCUCAAUGUUACCACUUCCUCCUUCUUCUGUACUUCCCGGACCUAAAGGUCCGGUUCAUUUUGGUCCGCCGUCUUACUCCUCCCUGACACCAUGGAUGAAUCUCGUACUUUACUCAGCUGUUCGUGGUGGACCGUUAUCCGUCGUCCUUAUGAAAGGUCAAUUCUUAAGGUUACUUCCAGCGCCAUUAUCAGGUUGCGAGAAAGCCCUGGUAUGGUCGUGGAAUGAAACUUCAGUUUCAGACAAAUUCGACGGGGGUUUAGUCAAAGGAAACAUACUCCUCCAUUGUUUAAAUUCACUCUUGAAACACACAGCUGUGUUAGUUCAGCCUUUAAGCAGGUACGACCUUGACGAAUCGGGAAAAAUCACCACCAUGGAUGUCCCUCUCCCGUUGAAGAACUCCGAUGGUUCAUCACCUGAUAUCGGGAAGGAAUUAGGGCUUGAUACAGACGAAAGCUCGAAACUCAAUUUUCUGUUAAGCGAUUUGGCAAGUCAGAUAGAGCUAUGGUCAGUCGGUUAUAUUCGUUUGUUGAAGCUGUUUAAAAGCGACCCCAACUACAGUUUCACACCUGAUGAUAAAUACGAAUGGGUUCCGUUGAGUGUGGAAUUCGGGAUUCCGUUAUUCUGUCCGGAUUUAUGCAAAAAUAUAUGUAAACGAGUGGUUUCCUCUCAGUUACUCCAGACGAAUUUGUGUACAGAGCAUCAUAAUGCGAUGCAAGAACUGAGGAAAAGGUUACAGAAGAUCUGUUCGGAGUAUCAAGCAACUGGUUCGACUGCAAGGAUGCUUUAUCAAAGAGAUCAUCAACCCAAAUCCGAUCAACCAAAAGCUCCAAAUAAACUUCUUAUGACUUACGCGAGCCAGAGAUGGAAUCCACUCACUGAACCUUCUUCUCCUAUUUCUGGAACGAACGAUCAACAAAGAUUAAAGCUUGCUAACAGGCAACGUUCUGGUACAGAAGUACUCAGCUUUGAUGGCAACAUUUUAAGAUCCUAUUCGCUUGCUCCUGUUUAUGAAACUGUGAUGGGUAUGUUUGAAGAGGCUACUGAAUCAAGUUCAAGUAGUAGUAAAUCAGAUGAUAUGGACAGCAGAGAAACUAUCCUGCCAGGUGUCAAUCUUCUAUUUGAUGGAUCCGAGUUGCGUCCAUUUGAUAUAGCUGCUUGUCUUCAGGCUCGACAACCAGUAUCUUUAAUAGUGGAAGCUUCAAUCGCAUCUGCUGCAUCUUCUGGUAUCAAAUAGGAGCCACGUGUCAAACUAUAUAUACAACACUAAACAUUUUCUCUCUCUAUGCUGACCUGGACAACCCUUUUUCGUUUCUUUUCUUUGUGCUUCAAAUUUCAAUGCUUCUGGCUGCUGCUCAAUUAUCAAAGCUAAGGGCAUACAGUUCUAGUCAACACAGGACCCAUAGGUUACGACGUUUGCCAACAAUUAUGAGCUUAAAAUGAUGGUUUUAGCUACACAUUAUUUAAAAAGUUUUUUAAAAAAAUGUUAAUAUAGCAAAAGGAGUAAAGUUUUCAUCAUCAUAGUAUAUAUUCUUGUUGAUUACAAUGUUGUUGUUUACAUACAUAUAUAAAAUUAAAAGCAUACUAGACUGAUAUAACCUUUGUUUAUAAAUUAUAAAUCAUGUUUAUACUUUGAACACAAACAGUUGUUCUUGAAAUAAUUAAAAGAAGACAAAAUGAUUUGGCAGAUUAAAAUUAGUUAUUGAAUGAAGGAAGGAGAAUACCUAACAUUAACAUGGGUCAUGU
Molecule: messenger RNA, 3682 nt
Organism: Lactuca saligna
Lineage: Eukaryota; Viridiplantae; Streptophyta; Magnoliopsida; Asterales; Asteraceae
Source: the annotation of a GenBank genome assembly